Hippoglossus stenolepis (Pacific halibut) is the source of this 1595-nucleotide messenger RNA. RefSeq names its product guanylate cyclase activator 1C (gene guca1c). NCBI's taxonomy places the organism in Eukaryota, Metazoa, Chordata, Actinopteri, Pleuronectiformes, Pleuronectidae. The transcript has 4 exons. The record is from RefSeq and is a predicted model, not a curated record. Gene Ontology annotation, molecular function: calcium ion binding; calcium sensitive guanylate cyclase activator activity. Bases 141 to 710 code for a protein of 189 amino acids.
UAAGGAUUAAGGCAGUCGUUGCAUGAGGCUUCAGUCAGACCUGUGUCAGUGCUCUGCGUGAUCUUUGUCCUGCGUGCAUCAGCCUCACCACCGGUUCUCUGCAGGAUUCUGGACAUAAAGACCAAAAACAUCGAUUUAAAAUGGGAGGUUACUGCUCAAACCUGGAUGAUAUACUGGAGGAGGACAUGCACCACUGGUACACCAAGUUCAUGAGGGAGUCGCCCUCGGGGCUCAUCACGCUCUUCGAGCUCAAGACGAUGCUUGAGAUGAACGGGAUGACGGAGGAGGCCAGCAGCUACGUGGACCAGGUCUUCUUCACCUUCGACAUGGACGGGGACGGCUACAUUGACUUUGUCGAGUACAUCGCAGCCAUAAGCUUGUUGCUGAAGGGAGAAAUCAACCAGAAGCUGAAGUGGUACUUUAAGCUGUUUGAUCAAGAUGGAAACGGGAAAAUUGACAAGGAGGAGCUGGAGACGAUAUUCAAGGCAAUUCAAGACAUCACCAGGAGCUACGACGUCCCCCCGGAGGAGAUCGUGACGCUCAUAUACGAGAAAAUCGACGUCAAUGGAGAAGGCGAGCUGACCCUGGAGGAGUUCAUCAGCGGAGCGAGGGAGCACCCCGACAUCAUGGACAUGCUCAGCAAGAUGAUGGAUCUCACCAACGUCCUGGAAAUCAUCAUCAACGGUCAGUCGAAGAAAGCUGAGAACUGAAGCGACGACCAACCAGCUGGGGCCGUGCUGGAGAACGGAGACUGUUCUUACGAUGGAUUUUGAGGAAAGAGUGUUUGUGCUGGACGAGGAGCCAAUCUCAGAAUGCACAGAAUGAAAUAAACGAACAGACGGAGCAGCCCCACGCAGAUAUGAUCCCUCUGUUCGCUGCCCGAGGGACCAAGGGAUUUAAUUGUCCUCUCCCUGCUGCUUGUGCUCUCACCCUCCAGAUUUGUUAAGGUGGUAUCAGAUCGUGUGUGUGUGGAGAGGCUCAGUGAAGGCCGACCCGACUGCUUGCAAGUUCCCAUCAUGCUUCAAGUAGCCGAUGCAAAGCAAGGUGGAUAAAACCCUUUUGCUUUGUGAAGCUGAGACCUCACUGAGCUAGAGAGGGUGUUUGAGCUUGAUGAGUGCAGUCAGUACCAGAAUGUCUUGGGCAGCUUUGGGAUCUUUUUUUUUUCAUAAUUUAACAUCAGAAAUUUUUUUAUAUUUGAACAUUUUGAAUUCACAUUUCAAUUCUGUUCUUCCUGUUGAAGAAAAGUGUAAAACUAAGCGAGACAUAUUGAUAAAAAGGUCUUCACGGAAAGCACCAUGGUAACGUCCUAUAUGCCAAUCAAUGACAUAACUACUGUAUUUGGGUGUUUAAGAUUUUAACGUUAUGUGGUUAACAUCUAAAACAAUCACUGAAAUAGUUUGUUCAUUUGUUUCACUGAGUUGCUCUUGCAUUAAAUUUACACUUUCGGAUUGUUUAAAAAACUUGAUUGUAACUGAAUAUAUAUAUGUAGACGCUGAAUGUUGAUGAAAUGUAAUGUUUCGUAUUAAUUGUGCUGCACCUAAGGUUACAUUGUUGCCUUAAAAAAUCAAUACAGUGGAUUGUUUGUUUCUUUAAAA